UUCAUUUCUGCAGAAAUGAAACCUAACCGCCCCCCCACCCCCCCACCCAGAGUGUAUAAAACCCAGUUCAAGACUCAUCAGGACGGGUACGCUAUACAGCAAGACAUGGGACUAUUAACGUUCGUUGCUCUAGGAGGAGGAGCAGUAGCUGGUGUUGUCGGGGCUCCUUUUGUUCUGGGAGCCAUAGGUUUCACCUCAGCUGGAAUAGCAGCAGGCUCCUAUGCUGCCAGCAUGAUGUCGGCUGCUGCGGUCGCUAACGGAGGAGGAGUGGCAGCAGGAAGUCUGGUGGCUAUUUGUCAGGCAGCAGCUGCAACUGGUCUGUCAGGAGCUGCCACUGCAGCUGCGGCUGGCGCUGGAGCAGCUGGUGUUGGAGGAACAGUGCUAGGCCUCGCUGCACUCAUCUGAAUACCAUGAAGGACCAAGAUGCUUUCACGAUCUUUUUUUUUACUUUUGCCAGAUGAAGGAAGCAAUUGCAAAUUACAUCAGUUAAUUUAAUUUACUAAACAGCACUUUUUGUGAUUUCAGACAAUGUUUUGUGCAAUAAAUCUGUGUAACCUGUGAAAGAUA
Perca fluviatilis (European perch) is the source of this 567-nucleotide messenger RNA. RefSeq names its product interferon alpha-inducible protein 27-like protein 2A. NCBI's taxonomy places the organism in Eukaryota, Metazoa, Chordata, Actinopteri, Perciformes, Percidae. Bases 16 to 405 code for a protein of 129 amino acids. Gene Ontology annotation, biological process: apoptotic signaling pathway. Gene Ontology annotation, cellular component: mitochondrion; membrane. The record is from RefSeq and is a predicted model, not a curated record. The transcript is spliced from 4 exons.